UUCAUUUGUAUCAUUUAUUACAUUAUUAGUUUUGCCCUCUCAUUCCCUUUCAUAUCGCUGGCUUUUGGUCCACAUACCGCAGCUUGAUCAGCCAUAUAAAACCUAGGAGGAAUACAGAAUAAGGAGGUUCAUAGGAUGAGGCUGUACUAUCGGCGCCUCGCACUCCUGGUGGUCUCCCAGAUACUUGCGUUCUGGAUUCUAAUCAAGAUUCUGGGCAGCCCAGGCGUGCAGACAUUGCGCGCGGACAGUGGGCACAUGGCUCUCCGACAAUGGGUUCUAUCCGUGCACAAUACGCAAGCUCCCAAUGAUAUUCGAGCACGGCGAUGCGCACUACUUUGUUAUCUGGGAGUCAUCAUGCCCGUCGGGGAAUCCGGCUCGAGGCGUGUAACUGUCGAGCUAGGUAUAGGCGCAUCGACGCCAACCACCACAGAUACACAGCGAUUUUCGGGCCAGUUGGCAAUGCCGCGGAUGUGUUCUACAAGGUCAGCAACUACCGCCAAGGCACACAGCAGUACAGGAUCCAUAGACCAGCUAAACAUAGCCUGCACCGCAACGAACCUGCAAACUUCCGCCGUGUACUGGGCAGAGUCCGCAAACUCUACGGCCCUGGGUGUCUAUCCAGACAUGACCUUGCAUGCAGGCGAUGUUAUCCAGAUACCCGAAAAGCUGGAAGACUGGCAGAACCAGUUUUUUGCGCCACUGGAAGACGUCGGUGGCCUGCAGCACCGUUCGCCGAUAAUAUUCGUGCCAGGCAACCACGACCACGACAAAAGCCGGCGGACCAGACAACCACAACUAUUACACAGACAUGUACCAUGGGCUCAAGACAUUGGUGGCCAACGGCACAUACCACCAGUUCUACCACAGCGUGAGCGUGGGCACAGCACGCAUCAUUGUGCUGGACGCAGAAUGCCCGUCCCCGGAGCAGAGUGUGUUUUUGAAGCGCGAGUUGCAGUCAGCGAUCAUUGCGAUCCAUGUUCCGCCCUACGUCGAGUUCUGGAUCCAUAUGCGUGGAACGACAAGGGUGAGAAGCACUGGGACGAGCACAUCCGGACAGAGUAUGACCCGCUAUUCCGCAAACACGGUGUACACCUGGUCAUCUCUGGCCACCAGCACAACUACCAGAGGUCGACGGUGCAUCGGGGCCCUGGGUAUGCACCAAACGAUUCAAUCACAUAUGCCAUCGUUGGUGGUGCUGGUGGCGGCCUGGAUCUGAAAAGGGUUGAGGACUACCAGAUGUACAAUGUCACGUACUUUGAUCACCACUUCGUCAGCUUGGACAUCGAGAAUAAGCAGCUGCACUGGGUCGCACGCAACGUUGCUGGCGAGACUAUCGACGAGUUUGUCUUCCAGCACUAGUGUAUGAGCGCACACGAC
Messenger RNA from Linderina pennispora, 1377 nucleotides. RefSeq lists its product as uncharacterized. The transcript has 5 exons. Gene Ontology annotation, molecular function: acid phosphatase activity. The record is from RefSeq and is a predicted model, not a curated record. NCBI's taxonomy places the organism in Eukaryota, Fungi, Kickxellomycota, Kickxellomycetes, Kickxellales, Kickxellaceae. The coding region runs from base 136 to 1359 and encodes 407 amino acids.